UUCUUUCUUGCUUGUUCUCUAUGUCCAUUCUCUAUGUCCAUUCCGGGCAUUUUGCCUACGGCUUCCGCGGAGGGACAAUCUUUUUUGCAACAUCCCUUCAAUGGAGGCCGAGUCGGGCUGGCAGCGGGCGGAAAAGCGACGGAAGAGAAACCGGAAGCGGGAGAAAGAGGGCGGAAACCCGGCGGAAGCGUUGGAGCGGCGCCUGCAGGAAAUCAGCUUCGAAUUGCAAAGCUCAGGCUUCUGGGAUAUAAGCCAAAGCAUCAUCUUGCAAUCCCUGCAAAAGUCCCUGCGAAAGUCCCUUAUGGAGGAAGAAGAAGGCAUUCUUUCAUUGGAAAAGCUGAGCCUUUCGGAGCCUUUCCAAUGCAUUUCUUAUGGGAUCGGAAGCUUCUCUUCUUGUUCCAUUGCAAAGACACAAAUGGCCUUCCUUCUCCUGCUCUUGCAAACACUCCAGAUUCCUCGCGAUUGUUGCUUUGUCUUCGAUCCCGUUUUUUCUGAAUUCGAAAUCGAGGUCCUUCAUCGCCUCGGGCUCCAAGUCAUUACAGAAAAUGAGGAAGGGAAGCACUGUGUCGUUUCAGGUGUGCGGACGCUGUUCUUCAUGGUGCAUUGUGGGAAAGCCCUGUACAACAACCUGCUCUGGAGCAACUGGGCCCCGGAAACACUUUCCAAGAUGGCCGUCCUUGGGAACAGCUUCCGGGGCAUCCAAGACAGGAUGCCAUCCAAAAUAUUCCACAAAGAAUAUACUUACAUUGCAAAGAUCUUACUAGCGACUGAUGAGACUCCAUUUCCAUCCCAUCCUCAAUAUAUGGACAUAUUCAACGACACUUCCAUUCAUUGCUUCCCAUUGUCGAAGCUAGAAGAACUUUCUGGAGAAAUCUGGAAGCUUCCAGAAGAACCCGUUUACGAGGAAAACGAGGAGAGGCAACUAGAGAUCAUCCGGAAGAAUCAGAAAAAAGAGAUUUGCAUGGACUUCAAGAGAAAUGAAAAAUUGUUGUGAAAAAGGCAAAUAUGAUUUUUGUAUUAAUAAAUGUGUUGAAUAAA
Messenger RNA from Anolis sagrei ordinatus, 1038 nucleotides. The record is from RefSeq and is a predicted model, not a curated record. Lineage: Eukaryota; Metazoa; Chordata; Lepidosauria; Squamata; Anolidae.